AUGACUGCUCCAGAGGAAAGAGAAAAGAAUGACAGUCUUAACCAAACAAGUGCCACUAUUGCUGAUGGCGCAACGGAGCAGUCAAACCAUCGAGAACGCUCUUUCAAAGAUAUAGCACUCGAGUCGGACUUUGGUACCGACAAAGAAUCCAGCCGAAUUUCCAUAUCUUCAAUGCAAGCUCUGAAAGAUGGAUCGGAAAUUCUUGAGCCGGAUGAAGCUAUUGUCAUCGCAGAGUCUUCUCAGAAUAAUUUUGAAACUACGAAAGACGAUGAUCCCGAAGACAACAGGAACUCGAUUAUAGAACAAGUAGUGGCUGCAGCACAAUACGGAGAUAUAAAGGUUUUGAAGUUCUACUUAACAAAAUCUACGGAAAACUCAAACCCCUUGUCACCCAACCUAACUGACUCAGAGGGGAUAACCUUGGUCCAUUGGGCAGCCCUGAACAACAAAUUGGCGGCCAUGAAAUUUCUAGUAUCUAUCGGGGCUGAUCCAGACGUGCCGGCGGGUGACAUGCAUGCCACACCCUUGCUAUGGGCCGUACGGUACGGUCUUGUUUACAUUGCGGAUUGGUUGAUUAGAGAGGCCAAAGUGGAUGUCAGUAUAGUUGAUAAGAAUGGAAUCGGCAUUUUGCUGGCCUCUGUGUUUUCAAGUAACGUGAUGAUGGUUUUGUACAUAAUAUGGACUUUGAAUGAUAAUGGAGACUCGGAGAGCACCGCCAUCGUCGGUUUGGCCGGAAUCGACACAGUAGAUCAGAAGGGAAGAACAGCGUUGCAUUGGGCAGCCUACCAAGGCGAUUUUUUGACUGUUGAUGUCUUACUUGCAGCAGGUUCUAAUGCCGAUCUUGUUGAUGCUGAUGGUUUUACUGCAUUGCAUUGGGGAUUGGUAAGUAAUAGCAGAUCAGUUGUUUCCUCUUUGGUGAAUUACAAAUGUAAUAUCAACGCUAAAACAAAGGAAGGGAAAAGUGCAUGGAAUGUUGCUUCCGACAUGAAAUGCUCCAGUAUGUGGUACUCAAUUUUGAAAGAUGAUGGUAGGAAUCCAGUUACUGGAGAGAAAGCGAAAAGAUUGUUAUCCAAAAUAUCGGCAAAAUGCAUUGCAUUUUUCUUACCAUACUUCACCCUACCGUCUGCAAUUGCCAUACUUGUUUCCCCAAUUAUGAUAGCAAUCAAAAUUUUUUUGCUCUUCUUUCUGUUGAUAGCACAGCAGGUUAUAUUAACCAAAAUAGUUUUGCCAUCUUACAGGAAAGGUAAAAUUAGUCUUCUGAAGUCUUCUUUUUUUGCCGGGGUAUUUUCUGCCUCUGUUUUCAUAUGCAUAUUAAUUUGGGUAUUUCUAUUGAUGCCAUAUACAUUGGGAGAUGAAAACAUCUCACACUUGAUCUUAUUGUUUGCGGUAACCGGCUUGGUAUACUUUUUCUUUAAAGCAAUGUUGAUGGACCCAGGUUUUAUCCCGAAGGAAAUUGACUACAAGAUAAUUUCCAGCACAAUAUACGAACUUCUUGGAAUGAGACAGUUUGACUCAAAUCAUUUCUGCAUUCAUUCACUAAUCAGAAAACCCUUACGCUCAAAGUUUUCGAAAGAAAAGAAACUUAACAUAGCUCGGUUUGAUCAUUACUGUCCUUGGGUGAACAACAAUGUUGGAGUAAGAAAUCAUAAAGUUUUUGUUGCUUUUGCAGCUUUCCUUGAAAUUGCAGUUAUAUGUUGGGCGAACUUGACACUCGAAUAUUUUGAUGAGCUUCCAGAUAAGGCUGCAAAGCACUGUGGAAUUUUAACAGAAAAUUUAUGCUCGGGUUAUUACGGCUCCACGUUUGUAUUUUACUUUUUUUGGUGGAUUAUGUUACAGCUUGUUUGGUUAUCGAUUUUAUUGAUUGUUCAAUUUGUUCAGAUCUCAAAGGGAUCGACAACUUAUGAGUUUUCACACAUGCAUAAACUGGCUUCAAACGAGACUACAUUUUCUUCCGUUCCCUCUGAUGAUCCUGUUGCGUUUGAAGUCCGUAAUGAGGAAGUUGCAGACGGUGUCAAUUACAAUGAAGAUGACAGCGACGCUGAAAAUAUUGAAGCAAACAUAUCGCAAACGUUGAUUUCGGGCACACCUAGUGCUGACCCUGCAAAAAAACGGAUAUUCACUUUGCCAUUGAUAUUCAUAUCAAAAUUAGCAUCUUCUUGGUUAUGCCGGAUGGUGGGACUUGAUCAAAUGGUGAUACUUACCAACGAUUUAAUUCAAGAAAAAAAGCUUGACCGGCCCAAGUUAUUGUAUAACUAUGGAUUCAAACAAAACUGGUCUGAUUUUUUGUUUUUAAGGAGAAUUGGUGAUGUAUAUUCUUUCAGGACCUUAUUUGCGUUACCAAUAAAAGGUGAGAGUAACCUCAAUGGGGAACUAGUCGAUUACUAUAAACUUUAUUCCGUCGGUGAGCCAGUAUAA
This is a messenger RNA of Pichia membranifaciens NRRL Y-2026, 2415 nucleotides long. RefSeq lists its product as hypothetical. Gene Ontology annotation, cellular component: Golgi membrane. Gene Ontology annotation, biological process: protein palmitoylation. The record is from RefSeq and is a predicted model, not a curated record. Bases 1 to 2415 code for a protein of 804 amino acids. Lineage: Eukaryota; Fungi; Ascomycota; Pichiomycetes; Pichiales; Pichiaceae. Gene Ontology annotation, molecular function: protein binding; palmitoyltransferase activity. The transcript has a single exon.